AUUCCUGAUGGGAUUUAUUUAUCUGGAUUACUGGGAUUUGGUAAAGCAAUCCAAAUUAAAGAAAACAAAUACCCAUAUCAACUGCUAUCCAAAUUCAGAGUUGGAUAGUAUUUUUAUUGAGACCAAACUGUCCAAAAAGCACACAAGCUUUCAAGUUUUCCAAAGCUCUUCAUCGGGCUAAGAACCAAAAAUUGGAGAUUGUAGAGAUGCCUUAAAUUUAGGCCAUGGAACCUAUAUUUGAGAAUUCAGAUUGAAAGAAUAGCAUAAAUAAGAAUGUCUGGCAGCUGUGCACACAGCUUGGGCCUGAGAGGUAAAGGUUAAUUUUAUGAAGCAUGUAUUAUACUGUUGCAUUCUUACUUGUAAACUCUAAAUAUCACUCAUGGAUUUGGAUUUGGAAAGAAAAUGAGUGGUUAUAUUUGUCCCAACAAACACACCUUUUAGCAGGAAAGAAACCCCAUUAAAAGUGAGGGCCUAUAUUAGUUUCAAAACACCUAUUGCCUCUGCAAUCCUAAGAAUAUAGUUUCAUCGACUCUGGCUUCAGUUACUGAAUCACUGUUGUAAUACAUGACAAAAACUUUUUAAAAACACUUUCGACAAUUGCAGUAUUCAGACUUUCCAAAACUGAUUGUGUUAGUAGCAGGAGAUUACUAGAGUUUUAGCACAAACUGAGAAUAAUCCCUGUACAAGGACCCUGGCAGCUCAUGGAUCCAUCACGUGGAGAUCGGCUUGUUCAUCUGCCUCAACGGCAGAAUAAUGUUCCUUCGCUGGAUUUAAUUUAGCUGAGUUAAACCCCUUCCAAAAGUCCGUAGUUUUAGCUACGCACUUCAAGCAGUGGAACUGAGGGUCUUUACCCCGGUGGAAAUGAGAGACUUCAGGACUGGGAGUCAAGCCAAAUUCACCACCUGAAAUUUUACGACUUAACGACUGAACAACAGUCGUUGGAAAGAGAAGUCCACGGAAGAGAUCCAUCCAUGGCAGGCGAAUGCCUCUAAGAGACUUGUCUCAGCCCUUUCUACGACAAGCGAGGUAUCCCACGCUCGAGCUGCAGCUGCAGCCUCUGCAACAAAAGGCAGGAAAUCCAGCGCGGCUCUUCUGCGCUUCCCUCCUUCCACGCGAACCCGAAUCCGGCGACGCUCUAUCUCCCGCAGACUGCGCGUCUAUGGUAAAGCCCUACUAAAUCAUCCAAACCCCCACAUCCGCCUUCCCCCUCCCCUCCCCGCCUGCUUUGUACGGCUGAGGGAGGGAAGAUGGCGGCGCGGGCGGGCUUCCAGGCUGUAGCUCCGAGCGGUGGCGGCGGUGGAGCCGGCCCUGGGGCGGGACCGCUGGGACCAGGGACGGCCGGGCCUCCCGUGCGGAUGGGCCCGGCUCCCGGACAAGGAAUGUACCGCUCCCCUCUGCCCGGCGCUGCAUACCCGCGCCCUGGAAUGUUGCCUGGCAGCCGCAUGACUCCGCAAGGACCUGCAAUGGGACCUCCAGGCUAUGGUGGGAGCCCUUCCGUCCGACCUGGGUUGGCUCAGUCAGGAAUGGACCAGUCUCGCAAAAGGCCAGCUCCUCAGCAGAUCCAGCAAGUUCAGCAACAGUCAGUACAAAACCGAAAUCACAAUGCCAAGAAAAAGAAGAUGGCAGACAAAAUUCUACCUCAGAGAAUCCGGGAAUUAGUACCAGAGUCUCAGGCAUACAUGGAUUUGUUGGCAUUUGAGAGGAAGCUGGACCAGACAAUUAUGCGGAAACGGUUGGAUAUUCAGGAGGCUUUGAAAAGGCCAAUCAAGCAAAAAAGAAAACUGCGCAUUUUUAUCUCCAACACCUUCAAUCCAGCCAAGUCAGAUGCAGAAGAUGGAGAAGGCACUGUAGCCUCAUGGGAACUUCGAGUGGAAGGACGGCUGUUGGAAGAUUCUGCUCUCUCCAAGUAUGAUGCUACCAAGCAGAAGAGAAAAUUCUCGUCCUUCUUUAAAUCUCUUGUGAUUGAGCUGGACAAAGACCUCUAUGGCCCAGAUAAUCACUUGGUGGAGUGGCAUAGGACUGCUACAACCCAAGAGACUGAUGGUUUCCAGGUGAAAAGGCCUGGUGAUGUGAAUGUGCGCUGCACUGUCCUCCUGAUGUUAGACUACCAGCCUCCACAGUUCAAACUAGACCCACGUUUGGCUCGUCUUUUGGGAAUCCAUACCCAGACACGCCCAGUGAUCAUCCAAGCUCUGUGGCAAUACAUCAAGACUCACAAGUUGCAGGACCCCCAUGAACGGGAGUAUGUCAUCUGUGACAAGUACCUCCAGCAGAUAUUUGAGUCUCAGCGAAUGAAGUUCUCAGAGAUCCCACAGCGGCUUCAUGCAUUGCUUAUGCCUCCAGAGCCAAUUAUUAUUAACCAUGUCAUCAGUGUUGAUCCAAAUGAUCAGAAGAAAACCGCUUGCUAUGACAUUGAUGUAGAAGUAGAUGAUACUUUGAAAACCCAAAUGAAUUCUUUCCUGCUUUCCACAGCCAGCCAGCAGGAGAUAGCUGCCCUGGAUAACAAGAUCCAUGAGACCAUAGAAACCAUUAACCAGUUAAAGACCCAGCGUGAAUUUAUGCUGAGCUUUGCCAGAGAUCCCCAGGGUUUCAUCAAUGACUGGCUGCAGUCCCAGUGUCGAGAUCUGAAGGCUAUGACUGAUGUUGUUGGGAACCCAGAAGAAGAGCGCCGAGCUGAAUUUUACUUCCAGCCGUGGGCACAAGAGGCCGUAUGCAGAUAUUUCUACUCUAAGGUUCAGCAGAGACGGCAGGAACUUGAACAAGCCCUGGGAAUCCGCAAUACAUAAACGGGCAGGCCUCCCAACAGGCAGCAUCUCUAAUGGCUAGAAACACUGCAGGGAUUCACUGCUCAGGCCUGUACAAUUCCUACUCCAGCACAGAACCUCCCGCUAAUCUCCAACCAACAUCUUUUCUUUCCGCUGAUCCAGUCCUCUCAUCAUUGGGGAUGAUGUUGGUACCCAGGCCAAGGUCUUGCAUUUCAGCCUGGCUCUCCUUUGUUUUGAGGCCCACCCUCCCCAGGUCCAGCUCUGCCUGAAGUUCUUCCACACCUGAGACAGCUUCCAUUCAGAGCAUAGCAUGGUGGCCCAGCCACCCUCCUCUCUCCCCCAGAAUAGUGGGCUGGGCAGUGUUGGUGCAUGGUAGGGCCCAAGUUAAAGGCUCUGAAAAGAGGGCAGGUUUCUAAUAUUUUCUGGCCUUUCCUGGGGGUGGGCAGGAGGCCUAAUACAGAUUCAUCUGUUGGGAAGGAAUGGACUCUCCCUGUGUGUGGCCUUCAGGUAGCUGCAAUCCAGGAUCACAAUCUUUGUUUCCGUGUGGGUGUCUGUUUUUGUUUUCUAAAGGGGAGGGGAUGACUGGCAGAGGUGCCAGGUAAAGUCAUCGGCCACCUUCUUGGGCACAAUGAAAAUCACAAGUCACUGCCUUCUGGGGAAGAAAGCUUUUCUAACUCAACUCCUUAUCUCUUCUUCUGCCCUCCACCCCCCUCCUCCCAAUCCCCAGCACUAAUUCUUUGUAUCUACAGUGCUUGGUAGAAGAUUGUUUCCUUCAGACUAGAGUUACUUUCCUUUUGACUUCCUCACCUGACUGCACAGAGCAGGUUUCUGGGGCGAAUUAAGAGGUGGGGAAUGGAGUUGUGCAAGCAGGUGUCGCUGAGGCACAGCAGAGUAGACGUCAGUGGGCAAAACUGACAUUUCACUUUUAGGUUGUGUUUUCUUAGUCUUGGGCACCUAUUGGUAGGAUUGGGUGGGGAUGCUGUUGCAUCUUUCUGCUGGCUGAUUUUGGGAACUGUAAUACAGCUGGACAGGUCCCGGCUGCUUCUCUUCUGAUACUAGCUGCAAGAAUCAAGUUACUGACAAGCCCCCAUCCUCUUCCAUGUCCAGAAUGAGGCUAGGGACUGCUCUGAAUUCAGAACCCUGAUCCAUGUGUGUGCACCCGUAUGUCCAUCUUCAGUAUGGGAGACUCUAAUCUUUCAAUCUUGUAUUUGCCAUAUGAAAGACCACCUUGCCCUUCUGCCACUCCUUGCUUUGUGGUCCUGGGGAAGAGAACCCUGGUUCCUUAGGUGGCUGUCACUGGCUCUCGGGACAAGCAUAGGUGAAGAAAACUCUGAGGUUGGCUGUCUUUGCAGACGGUUUUUAAAUUGCUCCGUAUUAUGCUUUGCAUUUUGUGGUUUUCUCUUCUUCCCCAUCCUUUCCCCUUGGACCAAUUUUUUUUGUACUGUAUCCUUUUAGAUGUCACCCCAUUUUAAUAAAAGCUGCCUCUGAAUGAA
Python bivittatus (Burmese python) is the source of this 4258-nucleotide messenger RNA. RefSeq names its product SWI/SNF related BAF chromatin remodeling complex subunit D1 (gene SMARCD1). Lineage: Eukaryota; Metazoa; Chordata; Lepidosauria; Squamata; Pythonidae. The record is from RefSeq and is a predicted model, not a curated record.